ACACUACUAUAUAACAAAUAAUUUGAGAAUUGAUAAUGACUGCUGUACUAUGAUUAGAGGAGUCAGACUAACCUCGCUGUGCCGCCAGUACCACCAUGUCAUCGCUAGAACUCUGUCCGAGAAAGCGUCUGAACCAGUCAGUUUUGUAAAAGUAAAUGAAGAUGGGAAAGAUCCGGACUCUUUGUCCAAGAUUGCUGAGGCCCUGUCCGCAAUAAAAGCUGCAAAGCUGGAAAUCGUCGAGGCUAUGAAUCUAAUUGACAAAGAAACAGAGGCUCUCCAAGAGCGUCUUUCUGAGGCGUUAGGUGCAACUGCAACUGGUUUAUCCGAGGCUGCUCAAGCAAUUUCUGCUGCGGCAACCACAGAAGUUGUUGCUGAAGCUGCCGAAGAAAUCUCUGCUGUAGCAACUGAAGAAGUUGUAGCUGAAGCAGCUGAAGAAAUAUCAGCUGCAGCAACUGAAGAAGUUGUAGCCAAUGCCGCGGAAGAAAUAUCAGCUGCAGCAACCGAAGAAGUUGUUGCUGAUGCCGCGGAAGAAAUCUCAGCUGCAGCAACCGAAGAAGUUGUUGCUGAUGCCGCGGAAGAAAUAACAGCUGCAGCAACUGAAGAAGUUGUAGCCGAUGCCGCGGAAGAAAUAUCAGCUGCAGCAACCGAAGAAGUUGUUGCUGAUGCCGCGGAAGAAAUCUCAGCUGCAGCAACCGAAGAAGUUGUUGCUGCUGCCGCGGAAGAAAUAACAGCUGCAGCAACUGAAGAAGUUGUAGCCGAUGCCGCGGAAGAAAUAUCAGCUGCAGCAACCAAAGAAAUAUCAGCUGCAGCAAAAGAAGAAGUUGUAGCCGAUGCUGCUGAAGAAAUAUCAGCUGCAGCAACCGAAGAAGUUGUAGCCGAUGCAGCUGAAGAAAUUUCUGCUGCAGCAACAGAAGAAAUUGUAGCCGAUGCUGCUGAAGAAAUAUCAGCUGCAGCAACCGAAGAAGUUGUAGCCGAUGCCGCAGAAGAGAUUUCAGUAACGGCAACCGAAGAAGUAGUAGCUGAUGCCGCUGAAGAAAUAACAGCUGCAGCAACCGAGGAAGUCGUUGCAGAUGCUGCUGAAGAAAUUUCUGCUGCAGCAACCGAAGAAAUUGUAGCCGAUGCUGCUGAAGAAAUCUCAGCUGCAGCAACCGAAGAAGUUGUAGCCGAUUCCGCGGAAGAAAUUUCUGCUGCAGCAACCGAAGAAGUUCUGGCCGACGCUGCUGAAGAAAUGUCAGCUGCAGCAACCGAAGAAGUUGUAGCCGAUGCCGCCGAAGAAAUCUCAGCUGCAGCAACGGAAGAAGUUGUUGCAGAUGCUGCUGAAGAAAUCUCAGCUGCAGCAACCGAAGAAGUUGUAGCCGAUGCCGCGGAAGAAAUUUCUGCUGCAGCAACCGAAGAAGUUCUGGCCGAUGCUGCUGAAGAAAUAUCUGCUGCAGCAACCGAAGAAGUUGUAGCCGAUGCCGCCGAAGAAAUCUCAGCUGCAGCAACGGAAGAAGUUGUUGCAGAUGCUGCUGAAGAAAUCUCUGCUGCAGCAACAGAAGAAGUUAUGGCUGAUGCCGCGGAAGAAAUAUCAGCUGCAGCAACCGAAGAAGUUCUGGCCGAUGCUGCGGAAGAAAUAUCAGCUGCAGCAACCGAAGAAGUUGUAGCCGAUGCUGCUGAAGAAAUCUCUGCUGCAGCAACAGAAGAAGUUGUAGCCGAUGCCGCGGAAGAAAUAUCAGCUGCAGCAACCGAAGAAGUUGUAGCUGAUGCCGCUGAAGAGAUUUCUGCUGCGGCAACCGAAGAAGUUGUAGCCGAUGCUGCUGAAGAAAUAUCAGCUGCAGCAACCGAGGAAGUAGUAGCUGAUGCAGCUGAAGAAAUUUCUGCUGCAGCAACCGAGGAAGUCGUUGCAGAUGCUGCUGAAGAGAUUUCAGUAGCGGCAACCGAAGAAGUAGUAGCUGAUGCCGCUGAAGAAUUAACAGCUGCAGCAACCGAGGAAGUCGUUGCAGAUGCUGCUGAAGAAAUUUCUACUGCAGCAACCGAAGAAAUUGUAGCCGAUGCUGCGGAAGAAAUAUCAGCUGCAGCAACCGAAGAAGUUGUAGCCGAUGCCGCUGAAGAAAUAAGAGCUGCAGCAACGGAAGAAGUUGUUGCAGAUGCUGCUGAAGAAAUUUCUGUGGCAGCAACGGAAGAAGUUGUAGCCGAUGCCGCUGAAGAAAUAUCAGCUGCAGCAACGGAGGAAGUUGUAGCCGAUGCUGCUGAAGAAAUUUCUGCUGCAGCAACCGAAGAAGUUGUAGCCGAUGCUGCUGAAGAAAUUUCUGCUGCAGCAACUGAAGAAAUUGUAGCCGAUGCUGCUGAAGAAAUCUCUGCUGCAGCCGAAGAAGUUGUAGCCGAUGCCGCCGAAGAGAUUUCUGCUGCAGCAACCGAAGAAGUUGUAGCCGAUGCUGCUGAGGAAAUUCCUACAGCAGCCGAGGAAGUUGUUGCAGAUGCUCCCGAUGAAAUUUCUGUGGCAGAAACGGAAGAAGUUGUAGCUGAUGCUGCUGAGGAAACCUCUGCUGCAGCUGAAGAAGUUGUAGCCGAUGCUGCUGAGGAAAUCCCUGCUGCAGCUGAAAAUGUUGUAGCUGAUGCUGCUGAAGAAAUAACUGCUGCCGAAACCGAAAAACCCGUCGCCGAAGAAGUUAUCGAAACUAUAACUGAAACCACUAAAAAGGUUGGAGAAAAGGUGGCUGAAAAGUUGGUUGCUGAAGCAGUAACUGAUGUUAUUAAAGAAACUGCAUCAAUCGCUGCGGCUGAGGUGGCACCAGAAGCAGCACCAGAAGCAGCACUUGAGGCGGCACCAGAAGCGGCACCAGAAGCAGCACCAGAAGCGGCACCAGAAGCAGCACUAGAGGCGGUACCCGAAGCAGCACCAGAAGAUGCCGUACAAGACGCAGAUUUCACAGCGAUAGAGGAGGAAUCAGCGGCAGGGGUGGAUGAUACCGUAGUGUUGGAGCCUCUCAGUCCACUUCAACCGGUUGGAGAAGCAGCUCUCGCCAGGAUAUCUGCCAUCAACGAUGCGUACAGCACCCCUGUAGGAUAUCACCUUCCCAUGGGAUUCAAGGACUUCAUCACCAUGAAGAAGAGUCUUAAGAUACGACAGCUUGCAAUGGCCUGGUCAGGGUUUGGUGGAGGUGUUCUUGGUUACGGAGCUCUUUCCUAUACUUGGUUCCCGGAAUACUUUGGCCCCGAGCCAACUAUGAUCAUGGGUUUUGACUCCCUCGUUAUGAUAGGAGCGGGUACGGUAACCCUCUCCAUUUUAACGGGAGGUUCUCUCUUUUACCUCACCUCCAAAACAUCUUUACUCCUCUCGAGACGAAGCAAGCAGUACAAUGAGAGAUUGCUGGAUUUCAACAGGAGGGUGAACUUUCACCGCUGCAGCUCUAGUACUAGCUUAUCUGACGAUUAUUAUGGAGAGAAGAUCUUGGAUCUUACUGACUAUAGAUUCUGGGUGAGAAAUCAGCAGGAAAAGAAAAAAGAACUCGCAAAACCAAAGAAAUCGCUCUUCAGCAAGAAGAAUUAGAAACUAAGACUCGGGGAUGAAGAUUGGACUAAAUUCACACCACGUGAGCGCAAUUAUAUUGGUCACGUGUUAGACUCAAGUGAGCUGUUUAUACUGAGUAUAUCAGAUGGUAACUAUGUUAAUUACUAUAUGGUAGCUAAGCAGGGAGGGGUUCCAAUGGGCCUCUAAUUAAGAGGUGCAAUGUGAGUUUGAUCCCCAACGUUAAUUAGUGAAAUUGUGGAGUCACCAUCAAUUAAGCUGGCUAACAUUCACCUGAGUUUUAUAUAAACCGUUUUGUUAUAAGAACGGAAAUGAAGGCUUCGUCGAUAGCUUCAUCAGUAAUUAUCAUAAUCAAGAAAUUAACAUUAAAUUAAAUUAUUAAAUUACUGUAGUGUGAUGAUCUGGGGCUUCAAGAGUUCGGAGUUAUAUAUAUGAUAAUUUUUGGAACUAAUUUAUUAUUUUGAUUACCAACAUAUCUUUGAAAAUGUAUCGUUCGGUUUUCGUUUUGGUGUUCUAUUCUGAUCACGUUUUGAACUAUUAAUGAAUGCUAGCAGGGGUGAUUAUGUUCAUGCUGCUUCGGUUUUUCAAUCGAAAAUCAUUAACUUUCAAGUCGUUUAAUUAUAUUAGUUAAGGAAUUUUACUAGAAAGUGAUUAUGUCAGCAUACGUCUUAUUA
This is a messenger RNA of Bolinopsis microptera, 4182 nucleotides long. RefSeq lists its product as uncharacterized. Bases 50 to 3529 code for a protein of 1159 amino acids. Gene Ontology annotation, cellular component: PAM complex, Tim23 associated import motor. The record is from RefSeq and is a predicted model, not a curated record. NCBI's taxonomy places the organism in Eukaryota, Metazoa, Ctenophora, Tentaculata, Lobata, Bolinopsidae. The transcript is spliced from 6 exons.